This is a messenger RNA of Amborella trichopoda, 794 nucleotides long. It is a transcript of the gene POLD4, whose product is annotated as polymerase delta 4. NCBI's taxonomy places the organism in Eukaryota, Viridiplantae, Streptophyta, Magnoliopsida, Amborellales, Amborellaceae. Gene Ontology annotation, biological process: DNA-templated DNA replication; DNA synthesis involved in DNA repair. The record is from RefSeq and is a predicted model, not a curated record. Gene Ontology annotation, cellular component: delta DNA polymerase complex. Gene Ontology annotation, molecular function: DNA-directed DNA polymerase activity.
GAAAUUUGAAAUUUGAAAUUUGAAAUUGUAGUCUUGCUACAGAAGAGAGAGAGCCAUAAAGGUUUGCUUGUUUUAGAGAGAGAAAGAGGUUUACUUGGUUUAGAGAGAUAAAGAAUGGCUUCAGUGAGAGGAGGAGGGGGUGACAUAAAGGCGUUUUACAGGCAGAGGAAGAAGAACAACAAUACCAAGCCCUCCAAGCCUUCAAAGUCUGGUGUCAGGCUUGAUUCUGAUCCUGCACAACCACCUGCCCUACUCUCUCAUGGCUCCAUAGACAUUAAACGUGAUUUUGAUCAAUGUGAGGAGGUCUUACGCCGAUUUGAUAUGAACAUGAGCUAUGGUCCAUGCAUAGGGCUCACUAGGCUCGAGCGAUGGGAGAGAGCUAAUAAGCUUGGUAUGAAUCCCCCAAAAGAUGUGGAGACCCUUCUCAAAGGUGGCAAUGCAGGCCUGGAUUGCCUGUGGGAGGGCCGAGUUUGAAUCUUCUAGAGAGAAAGAUAAACUCUGGGAGAACCGAGCUGAAGACUUCCAGAGAGAGAAGAAAUGGUGUGUUACGGUGCACUAGCGCACCGCUUUCAUAGUUAAGCAAACAUGUAGUAAGGCUUCUUGCCUUAUGUUAACUACUUUGUUUCUUUUACUUUCUCUGUUCAACCCAUGGAUGGAGUUCAGUGUGAGAAGCCAAGACUUUGUAAUGUAGUUUUACUAGUUAAUGCUUGAUUAUAUCAUGGUGCGUUGGCUAUAUCCUGAUAUGUGUGUAAAAGGCAAUUAGUUUGUGAAUAGAUCUGAUGGGUUGUACCAAA